CAGGCACAACAAAUACCAGUUAUAGUCCAGCAAUACUGCAAUGUCAUUGUCGAAGUUGCGUUCGAUAAGAUCUUGAACUCCUUUGAAACCAGACAAAAAUGGCAAGCAAGCGCGUAGCAGUGGUAACUGGGGGUAACAAAGGAAUAGGCCUCGCUGUUGUCAAGACCCUGUGUCAACAAAAUCCUGACUGGAUUGUAUAUUUAACAGCCCGUGAUGUCGGACGUGGGCAGGCAGCAGUGGAUGCCCUAAAGAAGGAGGGCGUCAGUCCGUCAUUCCACCAGUUAGAUAUCAACAGCGCGGACAGCAUCGCGGCACUACGGGGUUACCUUGAGAAAACUUACGGAGGGCUGGACGUACUGGUGAACAACGCUGCUAUUGCGUACAAGGCUAGUUCCACGGCUUCAUUCGCCGAACAAGCAGAAGUGUCAAUGGCAACGAACUAUACUGCCAUGCUUAAUGUUUGCGAUAGCUUGUUUCCUCUUCUGAGGCCCCAUGCAAGGGUGGUCAACGUGUCCAGCUUCGUCAGCCAAAUGGCACUGAGCAAAAUGAGCGCUGAACUCAAGAAAAAAUUCACAUCAAAACUCACCAUGGAUCAGCUAUCUGCACUGAUGAAAGAUUUUNCCACCACUUCGGUGGUCAACGUGUCCAGCUUCGUCAGCCAAAUGGCACUGAGCAAAAUGAGCGCUGAACUCAAGAAAAAAUUCACAUCAAAACUCACCAUGGAUCAGCUAUCUGCACUGAUGAAAGAUUUUGUGGAGCUAGCAAAAGUUGGAAAGCACACGGAGAAUGGCUGGCCUGAUUGGGCUUACGGCGUCACUAAGGUUGGAGUCACGUGCAUGACGAUUAUCCAGCAGGAGGCUCUCGACAAGGACUCGAGAAACAUAAUUGUUAACGCCGUUGACCCGGGUUGGGUGCAAACCGACAUGACCGGCAACAAGGGCAAAAAGACACCCACAGAAGGAGCCGACUCCAUUGUCUACUGCGUAACAUUACCUCCAAAUACGAAAGAGCCACGCGGGAAAUUAGUGAGCGACCGCAAAGUUCAACCAUGGCAGGUCAAAAUCCAGGUCGCCGUGUUGAGCAAACACGGCGGUUGUACAACAAGUGACCAGUAUUGUAGCGGUCGUGACACACUAGAUAGUCAGCUAAAAACCAUGGCUUCGCCGAGAGUUGCAGUGGUGACGGGCAGUAACAAAGGCAUAGGGCGUGCGAUUGUGAAGACUCUUUGCAAACAACACCCCGAGUGGAUUGUUUAUUUGACAGCUCGAGACACAGGGCGUGGCCAGCAAGCAGUUCAAGAACUUGAAAAAGAAGGUGUUAAACCGCUUUUUCAUCAGUUAGACUUAGACAACAAGGACAGCAUUGAGGCUUUCAGGGCAUUCCUGGAGAAAACUCAUGGUGGCCUAGAUGUAUUAAUAAAUAAUGCUGGGAUUGCAUAUAAGAUGGCAUCAAAAGCUCCCUUUUCAGAACAAGCUGAGGUAACAGUUAACACAAACUACUGGGGAACAGUUAAUGUGUGCAACAGUUUGUUUCCCCUGCUCAGACCUCAUGCCAGGGUGGUUCAUGUGUCAAGUCAGGCCAGUACAGGUACACUGAGGAGAGUCAGUGAACAACUGAGGAAAACUUUCACAUCAAAACUUACUAUGGAUGAGCUGUCGGCUCUUAUGAAGCAGUUUGUGGAUGCUGCAAAAAAUGGUACUUUCAAAGAGAAAGGCUGGCCAGAGAGUGCAUACGGGACAUCUAAAGUGGGCGUCACCUGUUUGGGCAUUGUCCAGCAGGACAUGUUUAACACUGACCCCAGAGAGGAUAUUGUGGUUAAUACGUGUUGCCCUGGGUAUGUUGACACUGACAUGACCAGCCACAAGGGACCCAAGACACCAGAACAAGGGGCAGACACCCCAGUAUAUCUGGCCACUCUCCCUCCUAAUGUGAAGGAACCAAAAGGCAAGUUUCUGUACGAGAGGAAAGUUGUACCUUGGCAGUAAACAAGCAUGGAUUAUUUGAAAGGAAAAGAGAUCUGGAAGGAAACAAAGAAUGAAGUGAAAGUAAUCUCAUAGGAAAACAAACCAUAUCUGAAAGUAUGACUGUGCCAUUGAAUUAGAAGAAACUGUUUGUUAAAUGUUGUACAGCUCUGUGGAAGGCAUAAAGCUAAAUGGAAAGUUAAAAGCUAGUCCUGAAAGAGCAAAAAAAAAAA
Lingula anatina is the source of this 2194-nucleotide messenger RNA. RefSeq lists its product as uncharacterized. Gene Ontology annotation, molecular function: carbonyl reductase (NADPH) activity. Lineage: Eukaryota; Metazoa; Brachiopoda; Lingulata; Lingulida; Lingulidae. The record is from RefSeq and is a predicted model, not a curated record.